This is a messenger RNA of Eleginops maclovinus (Patagonian blennie), 4462 nucleotides long. Its product is annotated as A-kinase anchor protein 7-like. The record is from RefSeq and is a predicted model, not a curated record. Gene Ontology annotation, cellular component: cytosol. Gene Ontology annotation, molecular function: protein kinase A regulatory subunit binding. Lineage: Eukaryota; Metazoa; Chordata; Actinopteri; Perciformes; Eleginopidae.
AAGCUGCACUCUAUUAGCGCGUGCUGCGAAGAUAAAUGUUGUUUCCCGUUACAUUUUUUGACUUUUCUUCUGACAAAAACUGCCACCAACGGCUUUUCUGCAGCAACACCACCAUGACAAGUUGUCAAGAAGUUAUAUUAGUUUAAACAAUCAUCUGCACAACAGUUAGCUAACAGUUAGCUCAAAGGUGUUCUGCAGCAUGGCAGCUUGAUUCAUUUCAGCAGGUGUUAACUACAGGGAGGACAAGUCUGUCUUUACAGGUGGAGGAAAUGUUCUUUUACUACACGUCCUUCGCUUUUCCGAGGAGAGUUUAAGUAUAUAUUCUCAGCUUUAGCAGCUAGGUUAGCUAAUAGUCUGCUUUGACGUCUCUACAACUACCCAGCUGUUAACACCAGAAACGUUAGCAGAAGUUUGUCUCGCUUGUGUGUCAUGCUCCUCGGUCGCGUGCUGUUGAGCCCCUGCAGAUCCACGUGUUCAAAAAUAGUUUGUUUACAGAGAGGUUUUACUGUCAAUGAACUAUCAUCAUCUCACAGACUGCAUAGCAUUUCUCACAGACAUUAUCGUAACGUCAGCCCACUGCAGCCAUCCACACACCGGUUUGGACUUAAGUUAACAGUGUGUAAUAUGCAGCCAGCCAGUAUAUCCUAUGGCAAAGAGGCUACUGUUAUUGCCUCAGAUGAUGGUGAUGAUGUGGAGGAAGAGGUCCAGCAAUGCCCGGGAACCUCCACAGUGUCAGCUCCAGUAGGAUCAAAUGAGAAGAAGACAAAAAGGAAGAAGAGGAGGGAGAAGAGGAAAUUAAUAAACAAACACCUCAAGUCAGGCGAUACCUCGGACAAUUAUAUGUCAGAGCUUCCGUUUUCUCUGACCAGCCCCGCCACAUGGAAAGAGCUUGAAUUCUCCAGCCCAGCUUCAACUCAGAAGAAGAGAAAGAGGACGAGAGGAGACAUUGGAGGGCGAGCGGACAGUGAAGAGGAUAAGAAGAAAAAAAAGAAAGAGAGCAUGCGGCCCAACUUCUUUAUCUCCAUCCCGAUCACUAACACACAGAUCAGCUCAACCGUGAUCCAGGUCCAAGAGGCGGUUCUUCAGCAGGAGCCCCGAUUGGCCAGAGCCAUGAUCCCUGUCCCAACUCUCCACAUCACGCUAUUAGUCACUCAUCUCGCCAGUCAGGAGCAGGUAGAGCUGGCCGCAACCGUCCUGGCUGCCGAGUCCUCAUUGGCCGAGCUGCUGUGUGGGCGGGAUCUGGUGCUGCCCUUCUCGGGGAUCGGUCAUUUCAGGAAGGAGGUGGUGUUUGUUGGGCUGGCCCCCGGACAACACAGACACACACUGUACAGUCUGGCAGAAUUGUUGCGAAGCCGUUUUGAGGAGCAGGGUCUUCUUCAAGAAGGAAAUCGCGGGUUUGAACCCCACCUCACCAUCAUGAAGCUGUCCCGAGCAUCAAAACUACGAUCCCAGGGUAUAAAACGUGUGGACCCAGCCCUCUACUCAAACUAUACAAACAAGUUUUUCGGAGACCAGACAGUCGAGCGGGUGGAUCUUUGUUCCAUGUUGAAAAAGAAGCAACAAGAUGGAUAUUACCACACUGAGACUUCACUACAACUUGAUUUGAACCCACUCCAAGCCAAACGCUCAAGUGGGCGUCGCCGGUCUGAGCCCGACGAGGCGGAGCUACUGAGGGUGAGCCGGCGAUUGGUCGAGGAUGCUGUCAAUCGCGCCUUGCUACAGUACAAACAAGAAACACUUCAAAACGGGGGAGCACCGCAGCCCCCUGGAAACACUGAAGAAACAAAGACGGACACUACAGCUAACUCCACCACUGACUACAGGAAGUGACAUCAUUGGACUGAGGUACAGAGACUGAGAAACCUGCCGCCUGGAAAACAUCAUCCAGGCCCAGGCUCAACAGGAGAAGAGUCAGUGAGCCCUGGGCACAAAGCCUGAACACGCCAACUAGCUGACGAGCUAACCCAGCGAGCCCACCACAGCGGCUAGCCAGUCAUGCUAGCUACCCGCCCAACUGACCUGGCUUGUCACAGUGCCGGUUUAAUAAAUAAUGUAGCUUGUGUUCGGUGCUAAGUGACCGUCCAAACAGGGCCAGCCUACCUAAGCCUGUUAUUUAACUCACUACAUCCUACAGCAGGGGCCUUGACCCAAGAUCCUCACUCAGCUUUGGGUCUGCGUUUGAAAGACAAACUUAGAAAGCACUCCUGUAGAGACUCGUGCACAUGUAAGGUUCACUUUGACCUGCCACUCACAAAACUGCCCGUUUAGAAUAUGUCAUGUUUUGUAAACACCUGCACUUAAAAUAGUCAAUAUCCAUAAUUUUCCAGUGAAAACAAAAACAUAUUUCUCCUCCACUUUGCUUUUUAUGCUGUCUUCAUUGUCAAAAGAUGACUUGUUCAUCUUUGUGGCUGGAGGAGAAAUGUUAAUAAAAGAGCUGGUUUGACUUCGCUGUGACAGGAUUCUACAAACUCAAGUGGGAUGUUGGACUGCAUCAGUGAAGGUUUUUGUUGUAUUUUGCAGUGGUUAAAAGCACUUUCCACAGAAAAUUGUAAACUUCCAGCAUUUAAUUUGACUUUUUACACAUGUUUGUCUGCACAUACCACACUAAGUUGUUUAGAGAAAUGUAUUAUAUAUACCAGUUGUGGUGUUUCCUGCCAGGGUAGCACUGAGACAAUCAGCAACUUAAAAUCAGUCAUAAGCUCUGAAGUCAAAUUUCCUAACACAAACAAAGUGAUACCCUCUUUUUACCCCAACGCUGUGGGAACAGACAGACUGGUAUCAUAUUUAUUUAUUUUUCACUAAUAAACGUACUUUACAGCAGGAUUGGAGAUACUUAUAGUGGAUGAAGAAGAGAAAAUAACACUCCCAACAUGACACUACAAGAGAGCAUUGUUCCUCCAUUAAUGACCUGCUUCUUUAAAUCACAACAAUGCUACAAGCUAUUAACACACGCUUUCUGCCUGACCGUAUAUACAUUAUCUUUUGUUCACACACUAUAUUGUUCCGUGAUUUCUUUGUGAAAAAUCCAUUAUUUAAUAAUUCUGAAGUCUGGCUGUUGGAGGCUCAGUUAUUGGAAAUAUUUAUGCUAAUCCGAGCAGUUUUUACUCUACCGAACACAUUUAUAGCCAAGCAACAUGGUGAUGCUGAUGUCGGGGAGGUUAACUCAGACAAUCUCUGCUGUCAGCUGAAAGCCCUCCUGCUUUUCUUUUCACCGUCUUCAAUACUUUUAUCUUUGCUUUAACUUGAAAAUUAAAUUGGCCUUUUCCGCUCACUCCAUCUGACCUGAUAGCUCAUGAAAUCCAUGGAGAAAAAAUAUUGAACAGUGAAGAUGUUCAGGGGGAUUGUCUGAUUUUUAUUUAAACUGGGUUUCCCUGUGAUACAGCUCUGAGAUAAAUGAUUUAUUAACUGUUGUUUUAUCCUUUCUAACUAUUAUUUAUAAUGCUUUGCCGUCACCGUUAGAGAAAUGAAUUCUACGUGAAAAGAUGUUUGACUUUGAAAUGAGAAAAAGAGCGUUCUGUUUGCAUUGAAAGGUGGCAAAAACACAAAAUGAUGUUUUAAUUGUCUUUUGUUUCACUUUUUAAUGAGCAGCUAAAUGUAUAUUCAUGCUGUUCAAUCAAAUCACUGAUUAUUAAAGGGGCCUCACGUCCCACUUUUCUGUAAGUGCUUAAGGUGACGACCCAUAGGUAGCCUUUUAAGGUAACUGUCGCUAUUUUUGUUGUGAGAUUUGCCAAAGUCGAUGUUAACCUGUGGCUAAAGACUUAAAGGAUUAUUGAGUUAAUUGUAAGAAAUUGUCCACCAUGAAGCUCAAUUCCUGUCAUUUCCACUCUCAGAAAAAUCGAUAUCCGAGAGGCAGGGACUUUGCCAGCCUAGAUUUCCAGCCACGAGAGGUUUAUUUCCCUGGAGUGCGAACAGGUGGAGCUGUAAAAUGUGCUCUCAUCGCUUCGUCAUCCACUUAAGUCUUGCCGCUGUGGGCUCAUUGAAACGUUACAAAGGUUAAUUUUGUCUAAAGGUGGACUUUGAACGUAUUUGUUUUUAUCUUGCUUCUGUCACCGGAUCCUUAAUAUCCCUAAAAUCCCCUUUAACACACAAGUAAUCCUGUUGGUCUGUACGAUAAGUCUGUUCAUUUGUGUGUGUGUGUGUGUGUGUGUGUGUGUGUGUGUGUGUGUGUGUGUGUGUGUGUGUGUGUGUGUGUGUGUGUGUGUGUGUGUGUGUGUGUGUGUGUGUGUGUGUGUGUGUGUGUGUGUGAGAGAGCGGGUUCACAAAGUUUGAUCAGUGGUUCCCCAGAGAAAUUUCUGUCUCUAUCAAUCAUGGCGACUGUGUGCGUGUGAACGUCCCCUCUGUUUGUCCUUCCAUUUGUCCGUGUGUACGUCUGAUGGUCUGAUGGGUGUGUUGGUUGUACUGUGUUGUACAUCUUGUCCUGCCAUAUUUGAACAAUAAAACAGGAUAUGAGAUUCAAAACCAA